AUGCACGUAGCAUAUGGGGCUCAGGAGAAUAGGCCAGUUCUAUUCAUAUUUGGAGAUUCAACCGCAGAUGUUGGCACCAACAAUUUUCUGAAUACUCGAGCAAAGGCCAACGUGCCUUAUUAUGGGAUUGAUUUUCCAAACUCGAUGGCCACUGGAAGGUUCAGCAAUGGCUUCAACACUAUUGACCAUAUUGCUAAACUACUCGGAUAUGCGGAGAGUCCACCACCUUACUUGGCUCUGCGAAAUGAUCCGUACAGUUUCGAAAAGAAUGUACUAGGAGGAGUGAAUUUUGCAUCAGGAGGGUCUGGAAUUCUCAGAGACACUGGAAAAAAACGAUGGGGUGAGGUGAUAUUCCUUGAGAAGCAAGUGGAACAAUUUGCAGAGGUGCGAAGAAUUAUGGCGGAGACAUUGGGGGGGAGAGAGACAGAAACAUUCCUUUCAAAGGCAUUGUUCAUAAUCAGCGCUGGAAGCAACGUCUCAAGCAACCACACUGCCGUCAGAUUAGGACAGGAACAUUACUUGUCUGCUCUUCAAUCCAACUACUACGCUUACAUCAGGAGUCUACACGCAUCAGGGGCAAGAAAAUUCGGGAUAAUAAGUGUAGCGGCCAUUGGGUGCUGUCCUGCAGCAAGAGCAAGGAGGCAUGGAGGAGAAUGUGUGGAACCACUCAACCAAAUGGCUACAGCCUUCUACUCGGCUUCUGAGGCUGUGUUGCAGAGGCUCAGUUCUGAGUUCACUGACUUUAAGUACUCCCUCGGCGACUCCUUCGCCAUGGCUUCUUCCGUCUUGCAACAACCCUCCCGCUUGGGGAUGAAGGAGACAGAGAGAGCAUGUUGUGGGAAAGGAAAGCUGAAUGGAGAGGGUCCAUGCUUUAAGGCCGAGGAUGCGGUGCUCUGUGGAAAGAGAGACGAUUUCUUGUUCUGGGAUUGGUUCCAUCCAACCGAUAAAGCUUCGCUAUCCGCAGCUUUCGCACUUUAUGGUGGCGGUCCUGAAUUCGCCACUCCCAUCAACUUCAGUCAGCUUGCUCUCAUGUAAUCACUACCACAACACCUUUGAAUGUAUAGCUACUGGAAUCAUCAUAAUGUAUAGCUACUUCCGUUAUUCAGUCCCAUAUACCUUGCUUAUUACUUGUAAUGAACGCGUCAGCAAUCUUUUGUUUCUUUUUGUCCUUCUUCAU
Molecule: messenger RNA, 1177 nt
Organism: Prosopis cineraria
Lineage: Eukaryota; Viridiplantae; Streptophyta; Magnoliopsida; Fabales; Fabaceae
Product: GDSL esterase/lipase At5g08460-like
Exons: 5
Coding region: 1-1035 (344 amino acids)
Molecular function (GO): hydrolase activity, acting on ester bonds
Source: RefSeq, a predicted model, not a curated record